Molecule: messenger RNA, 594 nt
Organism: Colletotrichum siamense
Lineage: Eukaryota; Fungi; Ascomycota; Sordariomycetes; Glomerellales; Glomerellaceae
Product: NADH-ubiquinone oxidoreductase 21.3 kDa subunit
Exons: 4
Coding region: 1-594 (197 amino acids)
Biological process (GO): mitochondrial respiratory chain complex I assembly
Source: RefSeq, a predicted model, not a curated record
AUGGCCGGCGACCACGACGACACGUACCAUCCCAAGGAUGCCAUCAAGACCGCCAUCAAGUCCAGCGUCGCUCUUGGCGGUGCCGGUUUCUUCUUGGCCGCCAUCACCAACGCCCUUCAGAAGCAGAAUGUCGGCGCCAUGUCCGUCUUCACCCGCAGCGGAGGCAUCAUUGCCGUCAUGACUCUCGGCGGCGGCGCGUACGGCUUCACCCAGACUGCCAUGGCCAACCUGAGGGAAAAGGAUGAUGCGUGGAACAGCGCAACCGCCGGUUUCUUCGCCGGUUCUAUCCUUGGAUUGACGACCAAGAGAAUGCCCAUCGUGCUCGGCCUCGGCGCCGGCUUCGCCGCCUGGCAGGGAGUCUUCGCCCUCACCGGAGGACGCCUCUGGAUCAACCGGGCCGAUAGACCAGACGAGGAGGAGUUUGACAGCAAGAUGGCCAUGCGCGCGGCUAGGCGACGCCCGAUCGAGGAGACGAUUGCAGAGAUUGGCGAGGGCAGAGGAAUCCGCCCACCCGGCUACGAGGAGCGCAGACGCGAAAGGCUCAAGGAGAAGUACGGAGUCGAGAUCAACCCCGUCAAGGCGACAGUCGAGUAA